Knipowitschia caucasica is the source of this 240-nucleotide messenger RNA. NCBI's taxonomy places the organism in Eukaryota, Metazoa, Chordata, Actinopteri, Gobiiformes, Gobiidae. The record is from the annotation of a GenBank genome assembly.
AUGUCCGAGGUGUUGCCAUAUAACGAAGGCAAGAUGAGCGGCUACGGAGCAGACAGCGAGGUCAACCAGAUGUCCUUUAGCUGCGGACUGCAGGACACCAGCGCCUUUUUCUCUGCGUCGCAAGGAAAAAGACCUCCGAAGCUCGGACAGAUCGGCCGGGCUAAGAGAGUGGUGAUAGAGGAUGACCGAAUAGAUGAGGUCCUGAAGGGGAUGACAGACAAGUCUUCACCUGGGGUUUAA